This is a messenger RNA of Myotis myotis, 4982 nucleotides long. It is a transcript of the gene RIPOR2, whose product is annotated as RHO family interacting cell polarization regulator 2. Lineage: Eukaryota; Metazoa; Chordata; Mammalia; Chiroptera; Vespertilionidae. The coding region runs from base 248 to 3421 and encodes 1057 amino acids. The transcript is spliced from 23 exons. The record is from RefSeq and is a predicted model, not a curated record.
CGCGCUCCCGCCCCGCGCGCUGGCAGCUCCGCGCCGCCGGCCGCUCACCUUCCCCGGGCGCAGCUGCACCGCGCGGCCCGCGCCGGGCGCCCUGGAGGGACCGCUGUCCCCGCGCCCGGGACGAGCGCCGUGUCUGCGAGCCGGGCGGGCUGUGCGGGGGACCGAGCCGCCUGCCGUCGCCGGAGCGGGUCCCUGUCAUGCGGAGGGGUCGCCCUCUCUAGGGCUGCCGGCCAGACUCCCCGAGAUCAUGCUGGUGGGAGCCCAGUCCUUCUCGCCCGGAGGGCCCAAUGGCAUCAUUCGGAGCCAGUCGUUCGCGGGGUUCAGCGGCCUGCAGGAGCGGCGGUCCAGGUGUAACUCCUUCAUUGAGAAUGCUUCUGCUCUCAAGAAGCCUCAAGCCAAACUGAAGAAGAUGCAUAACUUAGGGCACAAGAACAGCAGCCCCCCCAAGGAGCCGCAGCCCGCCAGGGUGGAGGAGGUCUACCGGGCUCUGAAAGGCGGACUCGACGAGUACCUGGAGGUCCACCAGUCGGAGCUGGACAAGCUGACGGCGCAGCUGAAGGACAUGAGGAGGAACUCCCGCCUGGGUGUGCUGUAUGACCUGGACAAGCAAAUUAAAACGAUCGAACGGUACAUGCGGCGCCUGGAGUUUCACAUCAGCAAGGUGGACGAGCUCUACGAAGCCUACUGCAUCCAGAGACGCCUCCAGGACGGCGCCAGCAAGAUGAAGCAGGCCUUCGCCUCGUCCCCCAACAGCAAGGCCGCCCGGGAGAGCCUGGCCGAGGUGCACCGGAGCCACAAGGAGUACACGGAGAACAUGUGCACCAUCGAGGUGGAGCUGGAGAGCCUGCUGGGCGAGUUCUGCAUCCGGAUGAAAGGUCUGGCCGGCUUCGCGCGCCUGUGCCCCGGGGACCAGUACGAAAUUUUCAUGAAGUACGGCCGCCAGCGGUGGAAGCUGAAAGGCAAAAUCGAAGUCAACGGCAGGCAGAGCUGGGACGGAGAGGAAACGGUGUUCCUGCCCCUGAUCGCUGGACUCAUCUCCAUCAAGGUCACAGAGGUCAAAGGGCUGGCCACCCACCUCCUGGUGGGCAGCGUGACCUGCGAGACCAAAGAGCUGUUUGCAGCCCGGCCUCAGGUACUGGCUGUUGACAUCAACGACCUUGGCACCAUCAAGCUGAACCUGGAAAUCGCGUGGUACCCCUUCGACGUGGAGGACGUGACCCCGUCAGCCGGCACCGGGAGCAAGGCGGCCGCCCUGCAGCGGAGGAUGUCCAUUUACAGCCAGGGCACCCCCGAGACGCCCACCUUCAAAGACCACGCCUUCUUCCGCUGGCUGCAGCCCUCCCCGGACAAGCCCCGGCGGCUGUCCGCCCUGAGUGCCUUGCAGGACACGCUCCUGGCCAAGCUGCACCGUAGCCGCUCUGUGUGCGACCUGCCCUCCCUCAGGCUGAGGCCCAAGGCCGUGCUCGAGUCCUACUCGAACCUCCCAGAUGACACCUUCGAGAGUGACAAGGCUGCCGAAGAGAAGAGGCCGCUGUCCCUCAGCUUCGACGACCUGCCCAACGGGGACUGCGCCCUCCCUGCCAGCCCAGCUGGCUCCCUCGCCAACUCGUGCCCGGCCCAUCCCGAAAUCACCAUCACCCCCGCCGAGCUGCACCGGGGCCAGAGCACCGAGGACUCGGGCUCCGUGUCCUCCAGAGGCUCCUCGGGAGGCGGCCCGGGGCCCACGCCGACCCCAGAGGAGGACGUGGAGGGGCUCCCGAGAACCGAGGCCUGCCCGGCGCCCCCAGGGCCCCCGGCCGGGCGCCUGUUCCUGGAGAGGGCUGUGGCGGAGGCGCUGCUGCGGGAGUCGGAUGAGGCCUCAGAGCUGAAGCCGGUGGAGCUGGACGCCUUCGAGGGCAACGUCACGAAGCAGCUGGUGCAGAGGCUGACCUCGGCCGAGGCGCCGGCCGCCACGGAGAGGCUGCUGUUCGAGGAGCCGGUGGUCAGUGGUGAGGUGGACGGCGGCCAGUCCUUCCUGGACGGGAGCCUGGAGGACGCGUUCCACGGGCUGUUCCUCGCGCUGGAGCCCCACAAAGAGCAGUACCAGGAGUUCCAGCAGCUGAGCCAGGAGGUCAUGCACUUGGAUAAUGUCCUCAAAUGUAAGCCGCCCGGAAGCCGCAGCACGCCCUCCAGCCUGAGCCUGACGGUGGAGAGCGCCCUGGAGAGCUUCGACUUCCUGAACACCUCCGACUUUGACGAGGAUGAGGAUGUGGACGAGGGUGGCCCUGUGGGAGGUGCCGACUCGGUGUUUUCAGACACGGAGACGGAGAAGAACGGCUACAGGUCAGUUCACCCAGAGGCCAGGGCGCACCUCAGCGAGGCGCUGACGGAAGACACGGGCGUGGGCACCAGCGUGGCCGGCAGCCCCCUCCCGCUGACCACGGGGAGCGAGAGCCUGGACAUCGCCAUCGUCAGGCACCUCCAGCAGUGCACCCAGCUCGUGCAGCAAAUUGUCUUCUCCAGCAAAACCCCCUUCGUGGCGAGAAAUCUCCUGGAGAAGCUUUCCGAGCAAAUCCGCGUGAUGGAGAAACUCGCCGCCCUCAGUGACGAGCACAUAGGGAACAUCGGUUCCGUCCUGGAAGCCAUCCCCGAGUUCCACCAGCAGCCGUCCCUGCUGUCCUUCUGGACCGAGUGCUGCGGCCCAGCGGGCGUAUACCACAGCUCGGCCGACCGGGUGGUCCAGCAGCUGGAGGCCAGCUUCGCUGGCGCCGUCAACGCAGACUACCCAGGCCUGGCAGACCCAGUGUUUCGGACGCUGGUGGCCCAGAUCCUGGACCGGCCGGAGCCCCUGCUGCCCCCCAGCCUGGCCUCCGAGGUGGUCACCGUCUUCCAGUUUCACGGCUACUUCUCCGGCCCCGGGAUGGGCGGCCUGGAGGGCCAUGUGCGCCAGCUGGCGGGCCAAGUCUCCAUGGUGCGGAGCCUGCAGUCGCUGCGGGACGAGAAGCUGCGCCAGGCGGUCAGCGGCCUGGCCCCCAGCAGCCUCCCGGCCCAGCAGGAGGUGCUCCGGACCCUGGCUCUGCUCUUAACCGGGGCCGACCGCGGCGUCAGCCAGGCCGUGAGGCUGUACCUGGAGGCGGCCGCCGGGAACCAGCCUUUCAGGGAGAAGGCCCUGCUCUACUACUGUGAGGCCCUGACUGCCCGUGACCUGCAGCUGCAGAAGGCGGCGUGCCUGGCUCUUCAGAGCCUGCAGGCCACGGAGAGCAUCAAGAUGCUGGUGACCCUGUGCCAGUCGGACGCGGAGGAGAUCAGAAACGUGGCCUCCGAAACCCUCCUGUCUCUGGGCGAAGACGGGCGGCUGGCCUACGAGCAGCUGGACAAGUUCCCCCGGGACUGCGCCCACGUCGGAGGCCGUCACGGGACCGAGGUGGCCACGGCCUUUUAAUGACCCAACAGCUGUCGUCACAGACGGCCCUGGGGUCCCGGAGGCGCCGCGAUGUAGCCGGAAACCUCCCGCGGUGUAGACAGAACGCGACCCGGUCCAGCGCCCAGCGCGAGCUGUGCCCGCUGCGGGAGGGCUGUGUGCAGCGUAGGUCAGUCACAUCGCCGACCGCGGGCAGCGCUGAGUCAACAGAGCCCCCGUCUCUGACACGUAUGGGAUUUCAAAACAGCCAUCUCUGUACUUUUCCAGAAGUUCUGUGAGCUUGAGGCCGUCCUGUGAGACUCGGGUAAAUGUCGUACAGCUUGCAGUUCUCUCCGUCCGUCGUGUUCUCGGGGUUGAGGGUCCCCACCCCCCACCCCCCACCAGCCACCUAAUUUUACCUUCAAUGAAAAGCACAAAAAAGAAUUGCUCCCAAUAAAAGUUUGCCUGCGCGACGGUAGAACGCCACACUGUAAGAGCGUAAUGUUUUUACACGUCACGUGUCACUGUGCCUCCUGUCCCUCUUCCUCCUCCUGAGAGUUCCGAAAGCGUGUUUCCACGGUGGUGAGGAGGUGGGGAGGUGACCAGGAGCAGACGACCUUGGGAGAUCACCCCCCUACUCCUUAAACACAAAGGCACGCAUUGCGUCUGCUUUUAUUUUUGAACAAACAAGAGCCAUUUUUUUAUGAUCUUUUUCUAUAGAGGUACUUGGCUGCUAAGACCAACCCAAACCCAAAGCCACGGCUUCAGAAAAGCUGGGCGCUCCCUGAGGCGCGGGCGCGCGCAAGUUGGAGGGACAUUGAAAAGGGGUCCUUGUUUCCGUGACAACCCCAGGAGGUCAGGAUGAAGACUGCCCCCUGGGGGGGGGUGACUGCCCCCUGCUGGGACCCCUUGGCCAAAUAGAACAGCAGCAGCCCUCACCGCUCCCACCAGGGGAGCAAACCCAGUAGUUAAAGUCCACGCCUGCUCAGGAGCUCCUGGUACAUAACGGGGCUUCCUCCGAGGCGUAUACGGGGCGGGAUAUGCCAAGUUAUCUAAUAGGUGUGAGUGUAGCUUGAACUGUACUCCAGAUGUGUUUGUAUAAAAUGCCAGUGAGGUGUCAUUUUAAAUAUCUACACGUCAGCAGACCUUUACAGCAGCUCUUAGUUCAACUUAAACAGUGUCUGCCGGGUUUCCCGGCAAAGAGUCCUUGGGACUGUGAAGUUACAGUGUGUGUGUAUAUAUAUAUCUAUUUGUAUAUUUAUAAAUAUUAUAUAUAUGCCUAUGUCCUUCCUUUGAAAAGUUCCUUGUACAGUCUAUAGUUAGGAUAGCCUGCAUAAGCUGCAGUCCCUGUGAAAUGGUGGAGAUGAUUUUUUUUUUUUAUAGAAAACUCAAAUCCCAAAUGUGACCAAGUGUUUUGUUGGUUGUGGUGUGUGUUUUUUAAAAGAAUUUUGAAUAUUGCAUGAGCAACGGACUCCAGGUCUUUUAUAUUCACGUCUGCAUUUUGUUUUGGUUGAAGGGGUGCGUUGUUUUGUGGCAUUUGUAUCCAUCACUGUUCCCAUCCUGGACGUUCAAAUAAAAACUAUUUUUGAAUCUCUGGUCUCAG